Spirodela intermedia is the source of this 7174-nucleotide messenger RNA. Lineage: Eukaryota; Viridiplantae; Streptophyta; Magnoliopsida; Alismatales; Araceae. The record is from the annotation of a GenBank genome assembly.
AUGAGCGGGUAUAGUAAGGAGCAGCUGCUUGCUCGCCUUCAGGUGUGAGAACUAUUAUGAUCUUCACUCUCUCUAUCUCACCUCUGCUUGUGGUUCGUGUGCUCCAUUUAUUUCAUGUUUAAGAAAUUAAUAUAUCUGUUAAAUUGGAAUUUUAUUUUCAAAGAGGUGUGAUACAAAUGAUUUACUGGGGAAUGUUACAUAAUUUUAGAAGAAUGAAAAUUUACUCAGCAGAUAGGCUGAGGUAUUGGAGUAUGCUUAUCUGCGAUUUCACUGUUGUUUGUAUGCUUAUCUAAAUAACUUGUAGCCUUGAACUCUGGGUUAUAUUGGAGUUUUAGUGGACCGGUUAUGCCUGGCAUUGUUUUCUUAUGAUUAGGUAAUUGGUGUCUAAAUAAUGUGUAUAUUUUAAGAUCACGCCUAUGCAACAACCGCUUCGGAUGCCCAGGCGACCAGGCUGCCUAGAUGAGCAGCCCAGUGGGGCCCGUAUAUGCUGAGUUUCUGGUAACUCUCCUCCUGCUAGCCAAAGGUAUAUAGGUUUAGUUUUGUUAUUGAAAUAUCCCUAGGGAAUGUAGGGCUGUUACAUCAAAGUACCAUUCACGUUGUUAAAAUGGUUUGUAGAAGCACAAAAUCUAGAAUGGAUUGAGUUCAUAGAUGUUUAUGUAGUGGCAAGCAUUCAUAGAUUAUUUGAGCAUGCCAUCUCUAUUUCUUGGCAUAGACGUGCAUGGGCCUCUGACAGCCCUUGGUUUGUUUUCAUUCCUCUGAUAGAGAACUUCGUCCGUAACAAUCAUCCUUGUCUUCGGUUUAAGAUUUCGUUUACCAGAUAUCUGUCUGUUAUUCUGACAAAUGGGAUUUCACCUUUUUAUCUUCAGGAGCUAAACAUUAAUUUUGCUUCCUAUGAUCAUCCUGCCGUGUUGACUGUUGAGGCCCAGGUUUGUAUAAGGGACAUCAUUUGUUUUAUCCUUACAACACAGAUAGAUUGAUAUAUUGGAGACUAUUGCUUCUGUUUUCAGGCAAAAUAUGUUGGACACUUAGGAGGAGCAUUGAGUAAGAACCUGUUUCUGAAAGUAAGUGAUCAAUGAAGGUUAAUUGUGGCACUUGCCUCAUUUUUCUACUGACAUGACCUUUGGUGUCAUUCCUCUGUGGAAUGUAGGAUAAGAAACAUAGGUUCUAUGUUAUUUCUGCACUCUCUGGCACCAACGUUGAUCUGAAAGGUACAUCUUGUGUCAUUAUCCUGCUGGUCUUUGGUCAACUCAAAGUGGUGCUACAGUAGGAUAUUCUAGUUAAUAUUUAUCCAUCAUUUGCUUUUCAUGUGUUUACUUGAUUUUAUUUUUAUUUCCAUAAUGGAACUACAAAAAACAGUUCUAUCCCAGCGUCUUGGUUUGGGGAAAGGAGGUCUCCGGAUGGCACCUGAGGAAGCUCUGCAGGAGAUACUUCAGGUGGUUAUGGAUAUCACUGACAUGGUGGCCAGAUGUUUUUGUCAUUUUCUGAAGACUAUUUUCUUUUUAUUUGUAAUUACUGACUCAAACAUAUGCGUCCUUAAAAUCAAUUCCACGGUUGGUAUGCUGCACAGUGGCAGGCCCUAUGAGUAGAAAAUGGUUUGUUGGGCUUAAGAAUUUAUUUAUUCUUCCCUUUUUAUUUAUUAUAUUGCAUCUUUUUAGUCAUCUAGAGAUUUUAAUUAUGCCUCAAGGAAUGGUCUUCAGAUGUCAGUGUACUGGCCAUAAAUAUCUUUGAAUUUUUUUCCUAUGAUUAACCUUGCAGAACUAUGGCUCAUUUUUUUUUCGAGUCGGGAAGACAGCCUGGUUUUGAUCUUUUUACUUCUGACAUAGCUGCAUAGCUUUUUAAGUCUGACGUCCUAUAUUUCAACGACCCAUUUUUAUGACUGCCAGCUUCUUCUAGGUUGCUCCCAGCUCCCAAUAACCACCAAUGUAGCUGUUAUAGUUUUCAGUCCCUUUAUCUUUAAAAUUUUGCUAGGAUACAUGAAAAAAGUGUUUUCUGCUAUAUUCUAACAUCUACAAAAAUACCUUUACGAUAUGAUUCAUCCUUUUCCUGGCAGGUAUCAUUGGGAUGUGUUACUCCAUUCGCUUUGAUUAAUGAGUCUGCACGGUAUAUGACUUGCUCUCAAGAACUUGUUGAAAAAUUGUGCAUACAUUUUUUUCACGUCUGCUUUUAUUUUACCUGAAUUUGCAUCUCAUCUCGAGGGAAUAUUCUUAAGGUUAAUGACCUUAAUUUUUCUGAGAAGUCAUUGACUCCAUUACAUCACUAUGAGAACAAAAUAAGCUUCUGCCCAUAUCUUUUUUGUUUGAAUUUUAUGGCAGUGAUCAGUUUGUUUGCCCUUUAGGUAUUGUACAUAUCUGGCCCCUUGCUGUUUUAUGACCUGGCAUUUUGGCUUGCUCGUGUGUUGAUAUAAGUUAUUUUUUUUCAUUCUAUUUCAUUUGAGAACACUACGUCUUUGUAUCUGUGUUCUAGUUGCAUCAAUCAGUGUGUGAAACUCUACCAUGGAAUCCUGUUUCUGUUUUGACCUAUCACUUUUUUUAAAAAAAAUUUAUUCUUCAAUAACAAAGCACAGAAAGGUUUCUUGGAGUUGAUUAUAACAAAGCACAGUAAAUUGGAAGCAAGUAAAUCCUGAUUCUGAAGAAACUGUAAAUUAGUCACUGUCAAGAGGUCAUAGCAGUAAUUACUGACUGUUCAUGUAAAUUAGUUAUGCAAAUCCUGAUCCUGGGCAUGGAUGGCUUUUCAAGAAAGCUGAUCCUGGGAUCCUUAGUUUUUCAUUUCUAAAGUUGAGUUUUCGGGGUCAUUGUGUCAAUGGACUCGAAAGCUUAUAUAAAUAAUGUCAAUCAACAAAAUCUGGGAAGAUGAGAAAGCCUUUUCGUAAAGUCAUAUGGUUCUCGGCGGGAGUAAAUGAGAGUGGCAUCAGAAAUAUAUAAUUCUUUUUAUGAGGGUAACAGAGUUGUUCGAUAUUUACGGGUAGAAAGUAUGCUUCAAAAUGUAAACCUUUAUCUCAAUGACUAACUUUUGAAAUUUACUCCAGGAGACUCUCACUUAGAAAGAUUGAAUUGAAAUGAUGCUUGUAUCUUCUGGCUAAGGCAAUUAUGCAAGUUUAUGCAUCCAAGUUGCACUUAACUGGUGGUUAUCAUUUGAGGAUACAAUGUUCUUCAAAAAAAAUGUAUUUCACGUUGAAAAAGGAAACAUGGAUUGUAGAGCGUUUAAGAUAUUGAAAGAUGAUUUAUUCUUAGGAGCAUUCGUGAUACAGGAGUUGAUGCUCCAUUAUGGACUGUUCCUCCAUCUUUCAAUCAGAGUGAAGAGAUGUCUUGAGUGGCUAACCUGGAGUGAGGGGAAAGUUUUUCAUUCUGAUUAGGGGUCAGAAUGGUUGCCUCCCUGUACAUUUUGUUCAGUGAAAACACAACAUCGAGGUCUUUACAGCCAAUGGAAGAGGUGACAGUAUUGCCAGCUGUUCUUCCUUGUUGAAGAAUCCUCACACAUCUCAAUCAAGACUCAAGAUUACUCAAUGUCUACCAAAUAUCAAGAAAAAACAUUUGACUCUUAGAAGCAACAAAAGAUAAUGCUGUGACCCCUGGAUACUGUUUGGACACGCAAAGUUGUUCUUUCAACCUCCAUUAGAUUUUAACUGAGUUCUCCAACAAAAGACCUUUGUCUUCACUUCUCAUCGCAUACAGUGGAUGGAUGAUUCAGCACAUGGAAGAAGGGCCAGUGGAUGAUGCAGGAGUUUGCCAGCAACUUUCUUGAUCACAUCCGUCUCCCUGGGCUUUCUGGUAGGAUCGUAAUUAAUGCUGUCCCUUCUGAGAAAUGGAGAGUAAUCCUUCCCCCAAGUGAUGAUGCCGCAUCAUCACUCACUCAGCCAUCUUCAUCUAUCCACGGUGAUGUGCUCCAAAAAACUCGAAGGAAUUUAGUACCCAGUGUGGCUUAUCUUUUAUUCCUUUCAAACCGUUAAUCAGAUAUUCGCUUACGCCUUCCUUCUCUCUUUCAAAUCCGCUACUCAUCAAACUCUCUAGGAAAGGUGAAAAUUCAGUUAUUUAGUUGCUGAGAAGCAUUUGUUAAAAGAUUUUCUGAUGUCUGUUAUGAUAUUUUAUGUUUGCUGUGGUUUUCAGUUUCUUUCUUUUUUUCUUCAUACUAGCUUCUCAAUUAUGAUAACUAAUUUAUAACUUCCAAAUCUUGCCUCAAUCAAGAUAUGUGUUGAUUCCUUUUCCUGUUGCAUAAUAUUGUCCAAUUUUAGCGUUAUCACUUGUGGUCGAUUUGAUUUAGAGUAGUAGCUGCAGUUGAUGGCCAUACUUUAACAUUUACUCAUUUUAUCAGUCCUUUCAUGAUUGAAAAUGGCUCCUAGACCCCCAGCUUGAUAACGUUUUCUUUUGAUUUUUUUAGAUCUGUUUCACUUCUUCUUGACCAAGGAUUUAAAGCUCAUGAGUCAUGCUUCUUUCAUCCGCUUUCAAAUGAAAUGACCAUUUGUAAGUGAGUUACUUAUUGGUUUACAUGCACCUUAUUCUUGAAGAUGAUGACUUCAAUGAUUGUUUGUGAAAAUUUUCAUGAAUUUACUGAAUGUAAAUUUACAUGGCAGAAUACAUUUACUCCGAGCGACUUGCUUUUUUAUAAUAAUACUUGUUACACGUGGUCGUGGAAGGGAUUGCUCUAGCCUUUGUGCAGAAGUUUGAUCCAAUUUAUUCUGAACUUCUAGAGUCAUGUGUGGCCUGCUCCUCCAGUUUCUCUUGUUGAGAACAGAGCGGAUCUCUGAUUCUGGCAUCUCUAAAAACUUGUUAGGGUCGAAUACAGGACAAGAAAUGUUAUCUUUUAAAUCAGGGGGCUCGCUUGAUUCUGCCUACUUGAUCAUGUACCAACCCUUUUUCUUCAAUGUCCUUCCUCUUAAAAAUCUCCAGAUAUCUGAGGACUUUGCGUGGUUCAAUAUCUUUGUCUCAUGCUCCGUCCUAUACCUGUUAUGUCUUUCUGAGCUGUUAGACUCCAUGACUCCACCUAUAUUCAAGGAUUAGAUGUGUUUGCCUUUUCAACAAGUUCUGGCGGAAACUUUUACUGUCUUACUAUACUGUGUUUUUUAAAUGUGACAUGCCACUAUUAUAAUAAAAAGCAGCCAGAGAUUAAAGGAAACUACACAUGAACAAAGAGAAGAGAAAAAACAGUACGAAGACUAUAUAACAGGGCAAUACCCUAGAAGAUUCUCUUGUCAUCUACCAAUUUGACGGACUGAAGGGAAUUAUCGAAGGAGAUUCCCUUCUAAUAAAUAUUUUAAAUUUUGAUGGGUGAUUAUUCCUCCAAAUCAUUUCUCACUACCGAAGAUGUCAUUCUUCAUCCCCUUAAGUUUAGCAUCCCAUCUCCUAUGUCUUUCGCCAUCUUGAUUUCGUAUCACUGCGGCAUGAUGAUGUUUAUCAGUUUCUCUCCCAAUUUGGUUCCUUCUAAGCCGUAGGUUCCAAUUAGCAUUUUCCCAAAUCGCAAAAAUGAGCUUUGGUUUCUUCCUACAAUAGUGUGUGUGGCGUUAUGCAACCAAAAUGCAAGGAGUGCUAACCAAGAGGACCCUUCUGCUUUACUCCAAGUGGAUAGCACAGGAAUGUAUCUUAUGAAUUAGAAAAUUCAUUUCUUGUAUGUCUGUUUUUUUUUAUAUUUAGAGUAUGGGCAAAAGAUUUUGCAUGAUGUCAUUGAAUACCGUAUUGGUAUCAAGCCUGGAGACCAGUAUACUUCAUUCAGUCUCAGAGUUUCACCAGUCAGAUUGACACCCGUAAAGAACACAUCUUUAUAAAAGUAAUUGUAAAUUUUUAUAAAAGUUCAUUCUGUCUCAGGGUAACCAGUCAGAUCAAUACUUGUAACUUUUAUACUUAUGCUUUCCGGAGAUAACCCAUCUCAUUGCUAAUCAGUAUUUUCUUGACUGUUUUCGAUCAGCUGUUAAUACCCGUGAUCUUGACAAAUUUCUGAUCUCAAUUGGACGCAAUCCAGCAUAUGUAGAUCUCGAGGUAAUAGUUUUUGUGUUUCUUCGCGUGUUUCUCUUUUGUCAUUUCAUUGGAAAAUCCUUCAACUAUACUGGGAGUAAACAUCAGUUUACGUCUUGGUAGGCAACUCCUUUGGUAGGGAAGGAUCAACCACCUGAUCUUGCUUCUCUUGUGCCAUCGGAAACUCCGAGUUUGGUUGGCGCGCCAGAGAAGGUGGUACAGAAUCAAGCUCCUGAUGGUAAUCAUGCACCAGCAGAGAAAAAAGGUAUCAAGUCUGCAGGUAAAUAGAUUUUACCUGAUAAUAAGAUUUUUUUUUCAUUGUUUAUUGCGAGAUUUUGUUCGAAGCUCAUUCCCCAGAGUUAUAUGCAUCAUAUACGUAUAAAUCUUAUUGAACACGUGGUAGAAUUAUAAUUUUAUGUUCCUCAUCUUAGAAAAUUAUAGCUCCAGAAAAUUAUUAACAUGAAAAUUAUAUAAAAUCAGAAGCAUCAAUAUAUAUAUAUAUAUAACCCUGGAAAAAGCAGUUGCAACAAUAUCCUAUUUAUUUGAUAUCUAUAGCUCUAAAAAAAUUGUUAAAAUUCUUUUUAAAAUGCUUUUCUACCGGAUAAUGUUUAAUCUGACCCUCUUAUUUUGAAUAUAAUCUAUUUUGGUCGAAGAUCCGUCAAGAUCAGGACCCAGCAAGUCCAAGGCAGCCGCCAAGGAGAAGACAACAGGCAGUGCGAAGAAGUUCGUUGCAGCCACGGAUGUUGGGAAACUCAUUGAUGAAAUCAUAAAUAAGACUUGUGCUUCAGUACUUAUUGAGGUGAUCACCACAAUUGUUCAUCAUAUCGUCUGAUGCCCACGUUGGUUGACUGAAUCAAGAUUCUAAUGCCUGAAACGAAAAAAAAUAAAAUGCAGGUCAACAAGGAUUCCGAAGAUCAAUCAAAAGUCAGCCUAGGCCAUCUACUCGAGAAGGUCAGCCAGAAGAUCGGGCCUGAUUUGGAGAGCAUAGCUGUAAGUAUUUUAAUAGAAUAAUACAAAAAAAUAUCAUUAAAUUCAAAUAUUUACUGGGUCACAUGGUUCGGAAAAAUCAUGCAUAGAUUGUGAUCUCUUAUGAAUGUUUUUUUUUUUAAAUGAGGGAUUUGUUACAUUUGAUGCAGAUGAGCUUCAAGAACGCAGCGUACAUCGAAGGGUUUCACGCUGGUCUGCAUAGUGUGAUCGACAGAGGCAUUCAGGGCUUGUCAUCCCCUAGGUAG